Protopolystoma xenopodis is the source of this 282-nucleotide messenger RNA. The record is from the annotation of a GenBank genome assembly. NCBI's taxonomy places the organism in Eukaryota, Metazoa, Platyhelminthes, Monogenea, Polystomatidea, Polystomatidae.
GGAUCAAUAUCAACUUCCAUUUCCCCAACUAGCAUCCAUAAGUCUACCGCAUCUACGGGAUUUGCAUCUUCAAUCUCCUCUACAUCCACCGCGGUUAAUCAUGCUUCUACAACAAAUGUGGCUUCGCCAUCAUUAGCUAUUUUGUCAACGCCCGUUACAGGUGGCACUGAUGCUUUUCUUGCUCCAGGCUCCAUUAGUGUACCUAUUAAAAUUGGAAAUCAUAGGGACGCAGCUUUUCUUUUACAUGAGGUUCGUUGUAUUGCUGGCCUAUUUGUUUUAUAG